AGCUGUUGCAGGCGUAGGCCUACAGACAUAGACAUGUAGCUAGUUAACACAGAUGCAUAUUCUGUUAUGUUAUUUAUCGCAUGAAAAAUGUGUAUGGCCCUAUGUACGAAAUAUUUAGGUUAUCUGUCAGAUGUGUCUGAACAAACACACUAUGCAAUGUUGAUCGUAGUUCUAGUAAACACUAAAAAAACAGGCUUACAAAAAAAUGGCAAAUCAUGACCACAAGAGAUCAAGGGGGGAGGUAAAUGAUAAUCAGUCUGGUGUCCCAUCUAAAAAGGGGAGGUUUGCCGACAUUUUUUCCAAGCGCAUUGACCAUAAAGAGGAUGUUACAUGGAAGGAGCAUAUAAAUGAUCCUCUGUUUUGGGGCCCGUACCUGGCAGAAAGACAAUGGGGUACAGUACGGGAGGACUACUCUCAUGAUGGUUCUUGCUGGGACUACCUGACUCAUUACGAUGCUACAAGACAAGCCUACCACUGGGGAGAAGAUGGGUUACUGGGUGUCAGUGAUAAAUUUGGCAUGCUGUGUGCAUCUUUAGCUUUAUGGAAUCACAAAGAUCCCAUUCUCAAAGAGAGACUCUUUGGUCUCACUGGGAAAGAGGGUAACCAUGGAGAAGAUGUGAAGGAGCUUUAUUACUACCUGGAUAAUACACCAAGGCACACCUACAUGCAGGCCCUUUACAGGUAUCCCCAAGAUGAGUUCCCUUAUCAGACUCUGAUCAACCAUGGCCGCACAUAUUUUGAUCCUGAAUAUGAGGUCCUUGACACAGGAAUUUUUGAUCACACCUAUUGGGAUGUAAAUAUUGAGUAUGCUAAACCUGCCUCUCACACACUGAUCUGCCGGAUAACUAUCACAAAUCAGUCAACAGAAUCAGCAAAACUGGAUGUUAUACCACAAUUCCUAUUCAGGAAUACUUGGAGCAAACCUGGACCAAAUAAGUGUGACAACCCCCCUCUUUUUCAGCUGGUUAGUGGGGAUGGAGUUGAUGCUAUAUACGACAUGGGUAUAUUCCGGAUCAAUUUUAACUAUGGUCAGAACGUCACCUUCAACAAGCUUUUAUUCACUGAGAACAACUCUGAGAGGAAUGACUUUGAGAGGGUAGAGAGUGACACAGAUACCAGUCGCAGCCUUAGUACAUCCACUGACACUAACAUUGAAAGGAUAGAGGAUAAGAGACAUGUGAAAGAUGCAUUCCAUAGGUAUAUCAUUCAUGAGGAGACCAGUUCAGUGAACUGUAAACAAAACGGAACCAAAUGCUGUGCAUGGAUGACUGCAGACGUGCCUGGCAAGUCAAAAACCUGUGUAUACUGGCAAAUUUUUCCUGCAGACUGUGUAGGGGAGAGAAGCAUAAUGAAACUUGAUGAAGUCUUCACUUUCCAGAAAGUUAAAGCAACAGAAUUCUAUCAGAAGGUUAUACCAAGGGAAGCAACUCUAGAAGAAGCUAAUAUAUGUAAGCAGGCAGUAGCUGGCUUACUCUGGUCUAAGCAGUUGUACAUAUACAACAUGGAGGUCAAGAAUAAAGAGCUAAGAAACCGUUUUUUGACGACCUACUUCAGGACUAGUCAAGGCAAGAAGAAAACAGGCUGGAACCACCUGACCUGCCAUGACAUUCUUCUGGUGCCAGACAAGUGGGAAUUCCCUUGGUUUGCAGCCUGGGACCUGGCCUUUCACUGUGUGCAGUUUGCCAGGAUUGACAUGCCUUUUGCCAAAGAACAGCUGCUUUUGUUGUUGUCUGAUAGAUACAUGCAUCCUAAUGGACAAAUCCCAGGGUGUGAAUUUGACCUGGGUGACCCCAACCCUCCCAUCAUCGGCUGGGCAGUGUGGAAGAUGUACACAAUGGAGGGGAAGAAAGAUCUGCCCUACCUGAAAACUUGUUUUAACAGACUGAUAUUCAGCUUCCAAUGGUGGCACAAGAUGGACCCUACAAACUCCUACCUGUAUGGUCAUGGCUUCAUGGGAAUGGACAACAUCAGUUUGGUUGACCGCUCCUCCCUCCCCCCUGGUAUGACAGGCAUGAAGCAGGCUGACACCACGGGGUGGAUGGGACUGUUUAGUCUGACCAUGCUGCAGAUAGCCUUAGAGCUGUGCAAGCAUGACAACAGCUACACAGACAUGGCCAUCAAGUUCUUGAAACAUUUCCUGCACAUUGCCAGGGCCAUCAAUCGCUCUUUUUCUGAAGGAGGACUAUGGGAUGAAGAGGACAAAUUCUUCUAUGAUGUGGUUCAUUACCAGGACCCCCACAACACCCCAAUCCGCCUGCGCUCGUGGACGGGUAUUGUUCCACUUCUGGCCUGCUGUUCUGUUGAUCUCAAGUUGUGUCCCCUUGUCAAGACAUUUCUACUCAGAUGUGAUAAAGGGUUCUCUCCCUUUGUGUGCAAACUUGGAGAAAAUGAAUUCUUCCUGACCCUCGUCUCAUACACCAAGCUCAAAAUGAUGCUGAAGAUCGUGUUCUCCGAGCAAGAAUUUCUGUCACCUUUUGGCAUCAGAUCUCUCUCCAAGGCUUACGAAAACAAUCCCCUAAUAUUUGACAUUGGGGACAUUCCAACCAGCGUGAGUUACCUCCCUGGUGAGUCAGACACCAACAUGUUUGGAGGCAACAGCAACUGGAGAGGACCUGUCUGGCUACCUAUGAACUAUCUUUUUAUUGAGUGCUUGGAGAAAUAUGGUGACCUUGACCGAGUUUUUACCAUACCCUUAAGUAUCCAGUACCCCACCGGAGCUACUUCAAAGUCAACAUUUCUCACAAUCUCCAGAGAUCUGUGCAAGAGACUGGUCAGCAUCUUCCUGCCUGACGCACACGGAGAACGCCCAGUCCAUGGCAGCUAUGAGAGAUACGGCAAAGACCCGGACUGGAAGUCUUUAGUUCUCUUCUACGAGUAUAUCCAUGCCGACACAGGCAGAGGCUGCGGUGCGAGCCACCAAACGGGCUGGUCCGCCCUUGUGAUUGAGUUUAUUUAUAAACUACACAACAUGGCGCACCCAGCCACAGAGACCUUGCUCCAUGAUCUUUUCCCUAAGCCACAAGCAACUGUCCAUCAUAGAAACCAGCAUCAAUCUCAUUUGACCAAAUUUUAGCCAGUUUUUUCUGCAUCUUACAGCCAUUUUCUGAAAAGUUGACACCUGUUUUUUUUUUUGUUGUGUUAUGAAUCCUAUACAUUUUUUUUACAUACCAUAACUCUGUAUUUUAAGGAUAUAAUGAAAGUGUAUUAUAUAUUUACAUACAUGUAUAUAUGCAAAUAUUUAUAUCAUUAAUUAAUUAUAUAAUAUAGCAACAUAAGUAACAUUUAAAUACAGUUGUGAUAAAAUAUUUUAAUAUUUAUUCUCUGAUUUAAAAAAAAAAUAUUUUUUUAAGAAGUCGUUUUUAACCAGUGUUAUUUUUUUUUUUUAAUCUAAGGUGACUCAGCUGUUAUAAAUAGCUUUAUUUAUUAACAUAGAUUGUUGAUAAUUCACUUUAGAUUCUGUCAAUUCAAAUGGUUUGUGUGUUAUACAUGUGACUGUCUAGGAGACUCAGAUCACUAUGAUAUAAAGGUUUCUAUAAUGUUUAGGUCUGUAGGACAUUCAUGUCCUUUUGACAUCCAGGACUAGGACAUCCAUGUCCCUAGGACAUUGAAGUCACAACUAUGAUAUGUCCUACAAGAUACUAUUGAAUCAAUUUUUCACCAUAUCAUGUGUAGCUCUGGUGGUCUAGCACAGAUAUAUCUAACUGUGAAAUGAAUAACAGCCAUCAUACAUUUUUUUUAUUUUGAUUGCUUGUGAAAUAGAAACUAACCUUAGUUAAUAGUGAACUGAUACAGUUGCUAUUUCAGUUUUUUUAAAUUUUAAGCUUUAUCUUUUAACCAUCAAAUGGUGUUUUGUUUUAAACCAAAUAAAAAUAUAGAGGUUUGU
Physella acuta is the source of this 3883-nucleotide messenger RNA. RefSeq lists its product as uncharacterized. The record is from RefSeq and is a predicted model, not a curated record. Gene Ontology annotation, molecular function: Glc3Man9GlcNAc2 oligosaccharide glucosidase activity. Lineage: Eukaryota; Metazoa; Mollusca; Gastropoda; Physidae. Gene Ontology annotation, biological process: oligosaccharide metabolic process.